Messenger RNA from Candidula unifasciata, 1698 nucleotides. The record is from the annotation of a GenBank genome assembly. Lineage: Eukaryota; Metazoa; Mollusca; Gastropoda; Stylommatophora; Geomitridae.
AUGAGACUCCUACCAAGAAAUUUACGAAGGAGACGAUCAACCUUAUUGUGCUUUCUUUUAGCUGCUAUAUUGCUCUUAGGCAGUGCACAUUAUUUAGGAAUAUUCAAACUUUCGUCUGAUCUAACACAGUAUUCAUUGAGGCAUAUUCGAUAUCUUAAGUACCAACAAUUAGAACCAUAUAGGACAGGACCAGGAGAGCAGGGAAAUGCAUUUUCCUUAGAAGGAGAAGAUGAGAAACUUAUAGAUGACCUGAUUAAGAGAGAGGCAUUUAACAGAAAAGCUAGUGAUAAGAUAUCACUGGAAAGAUCUGUGAAAGAUGUUCGUGAUAAGAGAUGCAAGAGCAUCACGUAUCCUAAAGUGUUGCCUAAGGCAAGUGUUGUGAUUAUAUUCCAUAAUGAAGCUUGGUCCGCUCUACUUCGUACGGCACACAGCGUAGUCAACAGGUCCCCACCGGAUCUUCUGCAUGAAGUGGUUUUGUUGGAUGAUUUCUCUGACAAAGACUUCCUUAAAGAGAAACUGGAGACCUACAUAGCAGAAACCUGGCCAGAUGGCAUUGUCAAGCUAGUUCGAACAAAAGUAAGGUCUGGUCUAAUCAGAGCCAGGAUAGCUGGGGCAAACGCUGCAAGUGGAGAUGUUCUCAUUUUCUUGGACUCUCAUUGUGAAGCCACUACAGGAUGGAUUGAACCAUUGCUAAGUCGAAUUAAUGAAGAUCGGCGGGUUGUGGUGUGCCCUAGUAUUGAUGCCAUAGAUGCAAAAACAUUGGAAUAUUCAAGCAAUGGUGGAUAUCAAAUUGGCGGCUUUUCAUGGAGCUUGCAUUUUACCUGGCAGGAUGGUUCACCCAGACCUCUAGAGAGUUCGAACUACACCAAACCAAUAUCGUCCCCUACAAUGGCUGGAGGAUUGUUUGCUGUGGAUCGCAAAUACUUUUUUGAAGUUGGUGCUUAUGAUCCUGGCAUGGAUGUCUGGGGUGGGGAAAACCUUGAGCUUUCAUUCAGAGUGUGGAUGUGCGGUGGUAAGCUGGAGUUUGUGCCGUGUUCCCGAGUUGGUCAUAUUUUUCGAGCGAGUCACCCAUACACAUUUCCAGGUAACAAAGACACACAUGGGAUCAACUCAGUCCGCCUAGCAGAAGUUUGGAUGGAUGAAUAUAAAAGACUUUUUUACAUGCAUCGUAGAGAUUUACUGAACACAGACUUUGGAGACAUCACAGAAAGGAAACGAUUGAGAGAAAAAUUAAAAUGCAAAAAUUUCAAGUGGUAUCUGGACAAUGUUUAUCCACAAAAGUUUAUUAUUGAUGAGAAUGUGAAAGCAUGGGGAAUGGUGAGAAAUACCAAUUCAAGUAUGUGCUUAGACACCUUACAGAAGGAUGAAAGUACAGUCUUUGAAAUGGGAUUAUUUUCCUGCCAAAAUGGAGGCAGUUCAAGUCAGGUGAUGUCAUUGUCUAAAAAUGACCAACUGAGAAGAGAAACAGGAUGCCUAGAAGAAUCUAGUGAUGGCGGAAGUAAAGUGUCACUGCGACCUUGUUCUGAUAGAUCUAGCAUGAAAUGGGUUCAUGACAAGAAAACAGGCACCAUAAUUAACCAAGCAUCAGGUAAGUGUUUGGACAUGGGAAGAGGCAAGAAUGGAGACUUUGUGAGCACAAGUAUUUGUAACGGCAGUGAAACUCAGAAGUGGGCCAUGCAACACUACUUGGACAUGUGA